Messenger RNA from Anoplophora glabripennis (Asian longhorned beetle), 5194 nucleotides. Its product is annotated as focal adhesion kinase 1. Bases 145 to 4467 code for a protein of 1440 amino acids. Gene Ontology annotation, biological process: signal complex assembly; protein phosphorylation. Lineage: Eukaryota; Metazoa; Arthropoda; Insecta; Coleoptera; Cerambycidae. Gene Ontology annotation, molecular function: ATP binding; protein tyrosine kinase activity. The record is from RefSeq and is a predicted model, not a curated record. The transcript has 16 exons. Gene Ontology annotation, cellular component: focal adhesion; cytoskeleton.
CCAGUGUUAGCUAACCGCUCGGUGGUACCGCACGCGCGAAGUCGACGGCCGUAAGCGAACGUCGGGUACCUCGUCGUCCUGCCAGCAGCAUCCCUUAGGACAGUGCCCCGGGGGAUCCCAUGUGGGUCGCCACCAGAAGUCAACAUGCUGGACCUAGUGAAGAGAGUAAGUAUGACGGGCGGCCCCACGUAUAGCGCCCGCGUGAAUCUUCGGAAGAAAGACAAAAAUGUGAAACACUGCGUCGUGAUACGGCCAAGGAGUUUGUUGUGCGGAGGGAAUUCUGAAGAACUCUACGGGAACAGCAUUCAGCAGCAGAGCAACACUUGGAAGUUCCACAGGCCCAAGUCCCUGAGUGAUGUAUCACCAGCACCCCCCGUAAACCAGGGCUCACCAGUGCGGUGUGCCCCCGCAAGAACCAAUAUGGAGAGCCCCAAGAAGUCUCCCCAGAGCAGCCCCGCAACUGCUGACAAGGCCACGGUUAAGGUUCAUCUGCCAAAUGGUGGUUUCAAUGUAGUUAGAUAUGGCGAUUCGAUCGACAUCAAGGGUAUCAUAUCAACAGUUACAGAACGGCUGUCAACAGGGGAGAGAUAUUAUAAUGGACUUUACGCUAUGAGAUUAUCGAGACCACCCUCAAAUGAGAUGCACUGGUUACACCAGGAUAUAACAAUGCAGCAGGUCCAUGAAAAAUAUCUAAAAAAACACCCAAAUUCUGAGUGGAGGUAUGAUCUUCGAGUUAGAUAUUUGCCUACUAGUCUUAAGGAACUUCAUGAUAGGGAUAAAGUCACCUUCCAUUAUUAUUAUGAUCAGGUCAGGAAUGAUUAUCACACCGAACUGUAUAAGAAAAUCGAUCAAGAAGUGGCUGUGCAAUUGUGUUGUCUAGAAAUACGUAAAUACUUCAAGGACAUGCCCCAGAACGUCCUAGAUAAGAAAUCCAAUUUCGAAUACUUGGAAAGGGAGAUCGGCAUGCAGAAAUUCAUACCAAAUAGCGUUUUAGAGAAGAUGAAAUCCAAAUCAUUGAGGAAGAGCAUACAGGCUCAGUUUAAGAAAUUCGCGCACCUCACCGAUGUUGAGAGCAUGUUCAGGUUCUUGGAGAUACUGAAAUAUCAUACAAACUUCGAUCAAGAACGGUUCCGGGUCGAUUUCGGGAGCAGCUUUACAGUCCCGGUCGAAUUGGUGAUAGGUCCUGACAUUGGUAUAUCACAUACCAAUGUUCAGGAGUCGACGACGAAGAAAAUAGCCGACUUCGAUCAAAUACAAGCCAUUCAAACACUAGUCAGCGAUUGCGAUGAACAUACCAAAGCCACUUUACAGUUAAGGGUCGCCGGGACACAGGAAGUGUUGUUUUUCACCUGCCCGAACUUGGACGUCGCGGAAAGCUUAGCGGAUCUUAUCGACGGUUAUUGCCGGCUGCAUUCUGGUUCGCAGACUUCCAUUUGCAAUAGAAAAGCUACAGUAUGGAAACAAUUUCCUUGUCCUUGUAAAGACCAAAAUCCUUCAAAGCAUAAAUCGAGUAAAGAGAAUUUUUCAAACCCUACAGGCACAAUGUUGUCCGAGGAUUAUGCAGAAAUUGUUGAGGAAGGUGAUUACUCAGUUCCUGCUGCAAAAAAUUAUAGCUUGGAUAGGAACCAAAUCGAGCUUCACGAAAUAUUAGGCGAAGGUCAGUUUGGAGAUGUUCACAUGGGAACGGUUAGAUGUAAAGAUGGCACGCUCAUUCCUGUGGCUGUGAAAACUUGUAAAGGUGAUGCUGAUCUUGCCACGACAGAAAAGUUUCUGGAAGAAGCUUAUAUUAUGCAACAGUUUGACCACCAGCAUAUAAUCAAACUGAUUGGAAUCUGUUCGAUCUCGCCGGUUUGGAUCGUGAUGGAACUGGCUAAGCUGGGCGAGCUGAGAGCUUACCUCCAGAAUAAUAAGAGUCGUCUAGAUCUGGCGACUCUCCUACUAUAUGCAUUCCAGCUAUCUACGGCUUUAAGUUAUUUAGAAUCUAAGAAAUAUGUACAUAGGGAUAUAGCAGCUAGAAACGUUUUAGUUAGUACGGAUAAAUGUGUUAAGCUCGCUGAUUUCGGACUGUCGAGGUGGAUGGGGGACGAUCAGAGCUAUUACAAGGCCUCCAAGGGGAAAUUGCCAAUUAAGUGGAUGAGCCCGGAAAGUAUUAAUUUUAGGAGGUUUACGACUGCCAGUGAUGUUUGGAUGUUUGGUGUCUGCAUAUGGGAGAUUCUAAUGUUAGGUGUAAAACCAUUCCAAGGUGUGAAGAACAACGACGUGAUUGGUAAAAUAGAAAACGGUGAACGUUUAGCGUUACCGCCCGAUUGUCCCCCUCGCUUGUAUUCUUUAAUGUCGCAAUGUUGGUCUUACGAACCAAGUAAAAGGCCUAGUUUUAAGGACAUCAAGGAAAUACUUCAGGAGAUUUUAUCUGAAGAAAGAAGUGCUCAACAGGAAACGCUACGGAGAGAAAACCGUAGAGCUGCCGCCAUGUCUUGGGGCCCCAAUGACGAUUUCGCGCCCCCACCAAAGCCUAAUAGGUAUCCCAUGCAAGCUGUGGAUUCAACAACUUUUGCAUCGAUGGAGGGACCAAACUCAGUAUCCCAGACGUACAUAGUAGCUCAAAAUCCAGAAGUUUUAGCACAUCUCAUGAAAGAAAAUGAGAAACGUGGAUUCAGUCCAGCAGCAUACAAUACACCAGCUUCGGUAUUUAAUACAGUAUCUGUUGAUUUUCAAAAGAAAGACGAUGCUCCCGAACCCGUCUUAAUCACCCAACCCAUUCCCAUCCAAAACCUCCACAAGUUAGAUCCGGAGGUUCCAGAAAACGCAGCCGGAGUCGAUCAAAUAAAAAAAAUUGGUACUUUAGAACGGACCCCCUCUCGUACUAGUACUGGAAGCGCCACCCCAAAAAUGAAUUCCCUAGAGAGGAAAUCUUCUGAGAAUUCCUCUCCGAAAUUGAAUUCUUUAGAGAGAAAUACUCACUUAGUCCAUAGUUCACACAGCAGCUUAGACAAAUCGGGUGUCUUCAGUCCAAAAUUGGGAUCGUUAGAACGUAAAUCGCGAAACACUUCCCCUAAAAUGGGAUCCUUAGAGAGAAACGGUAGUCAGACAGCUGCGUUUUCCCCAAAAAUGGGAUCUCUGGAUCGCAACACCCAUAUAUCUCCCCAGCAGGUCUUUUACGACCCAGAAAACGUACCCAAUUACCAUCCAAACCCUGUGAUGUACCAAUUUAGUGAUAAAACCAAAGAGAUGCAACAGUUCGAGGAGAGUAUUUAUGACUUUGGUGGCGCUGACGUUAAGAGUUGCGCUCAUAAACAACAGUUUUUCGUUCAGAAAGCCACUGCCGUGCAGAUCGAUAAUAAGUUUCAGGAACUGCGGCCACAGGCGACUUCUUCCCAACAUUCUCUUUAUGGUGAUCAACUCUUAGAAAAUGUAUGGGUCGACCCAACGGCUAACUUCAACAAUAUCCUGAAACAGAAACUGCGUCAACAACAGUUGGAAUCCGAAGAGGAUUCCAAAUGGCUGGCCGAAUCCGAGACACAUUUGAAGAAGAGGUUAAGCAUCUGUUCGCCAAUUGACCAAGAACCAACUCAAGACGCAUAUUCUAUGACUUCGCUUCCAACUAGUCCAAGUUACGUAAAUAACGCGAGUCCCGCCACCUAUCAAUUGAGCAGCAAUUUGGGGGCAUUGUCUCUGAGUGGCAAUGGAAAUGGUAUUCAGAGCAGUACAGGAUCCGUUAGUAGCAGUAAGAGCCAUUCACCACCAGGGUCUCUUACCAGUACCAUGACUGGAAAACAUCAGAUCAGUGGAUCGGAGGGUAGUGAUUCUGAAAAAUCGAAGGAAGCGGCAUCCCAGAACCCUACUGCCAAUUUGGAUAGGACACACGAUCGUGUGUACGAGUGUACGACUGAUGUGGUCAGAGCCGUUAUGGCGCUUUCCCAGGGUGUCCAACAGGCCAUCGCCGAUCAGUACCUCGAUUUGGUGAAGAAAGUUGGUUUGGAGCUUAGAUCUCUCCUAGCCAGUGUGGAUGCUAUCGUUAUUGAAUUUCCGGUGUCUUCCCAAAGAGAGGUUGAAAUGGCGCAUAAGGUUUUGUCCAAAGAUAUGGCAGAAUUAGUCAAUGCCAUGAAACUGGCACAGCAGUACAGUAAUACUACAUUAGAUGCCGAAUACAGGAAGGGCAUGCUAGCUGCUGCACAUGUCUUGGCAAUGGACUCCAAAAACCUGUUGGAUGUGGUGGACGCCAUAAGGAUACGAUAUCCCCAAAUCGACAGAACCCUGUUCAAGUCAAACGAGUCGCUUCCCGAAUCGGAUCAAAGUCAAGAUUCGGCCGAAAAAAGCGACUUCUCUAAAUCCACAGAAAUUCCUUCCACAUAUCCCCCUCCCUUGUCCCCCACUCCAGUAAGUUGCACUUUCGUUCCGAUGUAUAGUAAUAAUAUUCAGUCCACUUCAUCCUCUAAUUUAAGUACAAAUCAAACAGUUGAUAGUUAGUGUAAUGUCUUAUUUUCUCAGCAGCUAUUAUACUUUAUUUUUAUUGAGAACGAACUGUAUCGGCCUUUUUUCCAUGAAUUUUUUCUGUAGUUACAUAAAUUGAUCUAAAAAAUUUUUUCAUUUGGGCAGGGAAGCCUUAAUUUUACAAAAGAGUGUGUCAAUUUUUUUAUAAGGAUGUUUGGUAUUUUUGAUAGUGUGGUUUGUUUUUCACGGGUAAAUUUAAUUUUUGUGAGGAUUGAAGGUAUUUUUUAACCAUGGCGGUGACCGUAUAAAUUUUAAAGUUCAUGUGUGGCUUGAUGUGCAUUUACAUCUUAUCUAUUUACUACAAACGUGUAGACCGACUAUAUUACUUUUUGUAUAUAUACGUAGCAGGUUAGGAUAGGUUCGUAUAACUGGUAACAGUGUAAUUUUACUUUUAGUUGCUGACGACGAGGUAAAAGUAAUUUAGCCGAUUUGCUCAUUGUAGUUUAAUAACGCUAUAUCGCCUCUUUAAAAGAGGAAUUUUAAUGGAUGUCAAGAAUUUGCCACUAACAGUACAACGUUUAUUAUAAAUUACACAUUUAGCAUAUUAAUAGUUUUAUCAAGUGUAAAAGAUAUUUAUAGUCAAUAUUUUAAAAUUUGAAGUGACAAAAUUAAUAUUCUUUUGUGGUUUUCUAUGUAGUCCAGUAUACAACGGUAGAAAUGGGGUAUUACCUCCGAAUUCUUGACACACCCACCGAUUUUCAUG